Messenger RNA from Colletotrichum tamarilloi, 165 nucleotides. RefSeq lists its product as uncharacterized. The transcript has a single exon. Bases 1 to 165 code for a protein of 54 amino acids. The record is from RefSeq and is a predicted model, not a curated record. Lineage: Eukaryota; Fungi; Ascomycota; Sordariomycetes; Glomerellales; Glomerellaceae.
AUGCGGGCUUGGCGCCUCUUCUGCACUGCCACGGUCAUCUUGUUGCCCGAUCUUUCCUUACGAAGUAGUCGUACGAAUCAACGAAAAGCCCGCGGAACAGCUCCUCACCCAUCACGCGCUCAUCCGCGGUUCGCGGAGACGAGGAAAAGUUGGUUGGAUCCAUGA